AUGCUCAGCAGGACGCUGCGCUCCGAUCCGUCCGAGGCGGAAACAGCCAGCCAUCGCCUGAUGCUUCGGGCCGGGCUCAUACAGCAGGUGGCCGCGGGAGUGUAUUCGUAUCUCCCGCUGGCGUGGCGGUCGCUCAAGAAGAUCGAGAACAUCAUUCGCGAGGAGAUGGACGCCGCCGGCGGGCAGGAACUCAUGCUGCCUGCGCUGCAACCGAUGGACCUGUGGGAGCAGACGGGGCGGCGUGCCGCGUUCGGGGACAACCUGUUCUCGCUGCAGGACCGGAGCGGACGGGCAAUGGUGAUGGCGCCGACCCACGAGGAGGUGAUCACCAACGUGGUAAAGAGCAACGUGCAGAGCUACCGCGACCUGCCGCAGUUGCUGUACCAGAUCCAGACCAAGUUCCGCGACGAACCGCGCCCCCGCGCCGGGCUGGUCCGGGUGCGCGAGUUCGACAUGAAGGACGCCUACAGCUUCAAUGCCGACGACGCCAGCCUGGACGACACCUACCAGGACAUGGCGCAGGCCUACCGGAACAUCUUCCGGCGCUGCGGGCUGCCGGUGCUGAUGGCCCAGGCCGACAGCGGGGCCAUCGGCGGCAAGGACUCGCACGAGUUCCUGCUGCCGACGGAUACGGGCGAGGACACGGUCAUCACCUGCUCCGGCUGCGACUACGUAGCCAACGCGGAAAAGGCCGAGUCGGUCUACCCUCCCGUCGAGCGGGAGGCGGAAGCGCCGUUGCGGGAGGUGGCCACCCCCGGCAUCAAGACCAUCGCCGGGCUGGCCGAGUUCGUGGGCGUGCCGGAGUCGAAGACGCUCAAGGCCGUGUUCUACAUGGCCGACGGGGAGCCGGUGUUCGUGACCAUUCGCGGCGACCUGGAGGUCAACGAGGUCAAGCUGAAGAACGCGCUGCACUGCGCCGACCUGCGCUUCGCCGAGGACGAGGAAGUGGACCUGCUUACCGACAUCGCGCUGGCCCAGCCGGGGCUGCUGUGCGCGCAGUGCGGCGGAAUACUGGAGGCGACCCGCGGCGUGGAGGUGGGCCACAUAUUCAAGCUGGGUACGUUUUUCAGCGAAACGCUGGGGGCCAACUACCUGGACGCCGAAGGGCGGAACCUGCCGAUAACCAUGGGGUGCUACGGCAUCGGCGUGGGGCGGCUGCUGGCGGCGGCCAUCGAGCAGAACCACGACGACCAGGGCAUCGUGUUCCCGCAUCCCAUCGCGCCCUACCAGGCCCACCUGGUGGGGCUGAACCUCUCGAACGAGGAGGUCGCGGCGGCGGGUCAGAACCUGUAUGACGAGCUGAACGCGGCGGGCAUCGAGACGCUGUACGACGACCGGCCCGACGCGGCAGCGGGGGUCAAGUUCAACGACGCGGACCUGAUGGGCCUGCCGGUGCGGCUGGUGAUCAGCCCACGCAACCUGAACAACGGAGUGGUCGAGGUGCGGGGCCGCGAGGAAUCGGACGCGGUUACGGUGCCGCUGGCCGAGGUGGCGGCGGCGGUGCGGUCGCGGCUGGCAGUGGAGUGA
This is a messenger RNA of Geodia barretti, 1527 nucleotides long. The record is from the annotation of a GenBank genome assembly. NCBI's taxonomy places the organism in Eukaryota, Metazoa, Porifera, Demospongiae, Tetractinellida, Geodiidae.